ACUACUCGCCUCCUCUUCUUCCCCCAUGUUCUCCUGCUCCGCCUUAGUGCUUUCAGGAUCGCAGAGCAAUGAGGCGCCUUCUCCACCUCCGCCGCCUGGGCUCCCUGGCUCUUCGCUCUCAGAAUCUAUUGGGGACUUUUGGGAGAAGGCCUCAAACAGUGAUCUUGAACCAUACAUACAGCACAGAGGAAGGAAACACCAAGUCUGUUGGACGCUAUCCAAUACCCAAUAAGAAGGAUUUGCCUUAUGACAUAGUAGAACUUAUGGAGGAAGUAGAAGUAAAGAGUGGUUUUUUACCCAAUGUGUUUAAAGUGAUGUCUCAUCGACCAGCAGAAUUCAGAGCAUUCUUUGCUUAUUACAAUGCCAUUAUGAACAAGGAGUCAGGCAACCUAAGCAAGGCUGACAAGGAACUCAUUAUUGUGGCUACGAGUAUUGUCAACAAGUGUCCCUACUGCGUAGUUGCACAUAGUGCUUUGCAUCGGAUAUAUUCCAAGAAACCAACUCUGGCAGAUCAGGUGAUGGUGAAUUGGAAGAUGGCUGACCUCAGUGCUCGAGAGCUGGCCAUGCUUGAAUUUGCACUUGCUGUAUGCCGAGCAGAGAAUAUCACUGAAGAGCACUUUCAGAAGUUGGAGGCUCAGGGAUUUGACCGAGAAGAUGCCUGGGAUAUAGGCACCAUUUCAGCCUUCUUUGCCAUGUCAAAUCGCAUGGCUCACUUCACAGACCUGCAUCCAAACCCAGAAUUCUUCACCAUGGGAAGAGUACCAAGAGAAAAAGAGAAGACCAAAUCUUCCUAACAAAGUCUGCUGGCACCAGAUCUUUGCAGUGAUAUUGGACUCUCAACAUGGAGGCCAAACCUGGUUUAUUAUGAUAUAGAGGUCCCAAGGACGAAAAUGAAAAGGCAUUUGAUGCAAGUGAGAAAGGAAAUCCACUUAGUUUUCGGAUGUACUUAUGCAGUAAUUUUCCAGUAAAGCCUCAGCUGAUAUGAAGCAUCUGAAUUCAUGAUAAGAUCAGACACUGGCUGUUCAGCUUCUUUUGAUUGUAAUCAGUAAUGCACUGUGCUUUAUAAAUACCUACAGGGUUUACACAUUCAUAACAUAUUUUGUUUCUAGUUAGUCCAGUUGGCCCAGCACUUACCUGUUACAGCAAAUCUUUUAUUGGCCAAAAUGUGAAGAAAUUUUUUACUCAAACAUUGGAAAAUAUAUUUAGAAAGAUUCUCUUUCUCAUUUCCUCCCUAAGCAGGUGCCUACUUGAUUGUUGCUGAGAUAAAGACACUUCUGUUUUAAAUUUUAAUCAUGCUGACUAUUUUAUUGUGUGGCUUUUAACAUAUUUUAUAUUAUGUCUUUACAUUUUAAUUGUUUUUUUUUUCUUUUAAAACUCCUCCUGGGUAGUAUAAAAAUAAAUAGGUAUAUAAUCUCUGCUCUG
This is a messenger RNA of Sceloporus undulatus (fence lizard), 1422 nucleotides long. RefSeq lists its product as uncharacterized. NCBI's taxonomy places the organism in Eukaryota, Metazoa, Chordata, Lepidosauria, Squamata, Phrynosomatidae. The record is from RefSeq and is a predicted model, not a curated record. The transcript is spliced from 5 exons. Bases 69 to 794 code for a protein of 241 amino acids. Gene Ontology annotation, molecular function: peroxiredoxin activity.